AUGCACCGACGGGUGCACACGGGAGAACGUCCCUUCGGCUGCUCGGAGUGCGGCAAGACAUUCUCCCGUUAUGGCAACCUGCUGCAGCACAACGUCGUGCACUCCGGCGAGAGGCCCGUCGGCUGCUCCGACUGCAGCAAGAACUUCAAGAAGGCGCAGGACCUGGAGGCCCAUCGGCGGGUUCACAUGGGAGAACACCCCUUCGGCUGCUCCGACUGCGGCAAGAGCUUCAAGACGACGCAGGACCUGCAGGACCACUGGCGGGUUCACACAGACGAGAAGCCCUACGGCUGCUCCACCUGCAGCAAGAGCUUUGCCGACUCAUCGAAGCUACGGCAGCACAUGCGGGUGCACAGCAGUGAGCGGCCCUUCACCUGCUCCGACUGCGACAAAGGCUUCAAGACGUCCACGGCUCUGAAGGUGCACAGGCACCUGCACACCGGCGAGCGGGCCUACACCUGCAGCAACUGUGGAAAGGGCUUCACUUGCUCCAGCAGCCUGCUGAACCACCAGCACACCCACACCGGCGAGCGCCCCUACACCUGCGCCCAGUGCGGCAAGGGCUUCACCCAGUCCAGCCACCUGCUGGUGCACCAGCGCACCCACACUGGCGAGCGCCCCUUCACCUGUGCCCAGUGCGGCAAGGGCUUCACCCAGUCCAGCAACCUGCUGUCCCACCAGCGGUGGAUACACACCGGAGAGAGACCCUUUGUGUGCGCUGAGUGUGCCAAGGGUUUUACCCACAUGUCCAGCCUGUGGCAGCACCGGCGUAUCCACUGCGGUGAGCGUCCCUUCCCCUGCCCGUCCUGUGGUAAAGGCUUCACCCGCCUUGACCACCUGCUGGAGCACCGGCGAGUUCACACCGCCCACGAGAGGCCCUUCACCUGCUCCAACUGCAGCAUGAGCUUCAAGACGGCGAAUCACCUGAAGAUACACCGGCAGGUGCACACGGGCGAGAAGCCCUAUGGCUGCUCCACAUGCGACAUGAGCUUUGUCCAGUUGUCGGGGCUAAGGCAGCACUUGCUGGUGCACAGCAGUGAGCGGCCCUUCACCUGCUCCGACUGCGGCAAAGGCUUCAAGUCGUCCAAUCACCUGAAGAGGCACAGGCGCCUGCACGCCAGCGAGCGCCCCUACACCUGCAGCGACUGCGGCAAAGGCUUCACCCAGUCCAAAGACCUGCUGUCCCACCGGCGCCUCCACACUGGGGAGCAACCCUACCGCUGCACCGAGUGCGGCAAGAGCUUCAUCCAGUCCAGUCACCUGCUGGACCACCAGCGCACCCACACCGCGGAGCGGCCCUACACCUGCGACCAAUGCGGCAAGUACUUCAGCUGCUCAAGCAGCUUGCUGUCCCACCAGCGCACCCACACCAGGGACCGCCCCUACGCCUGUGCCCAGUGCGGCAAGGGCUUCACCCACUCAAACACCCUGCUGUCCCACCAGCGCACCCACACCGGGGAGCGCCCCUACACCUGUGUCCAGUGCGGCAAGAGCUUCACCCACUCAAGCACCCUGCUGUCCCACCAGCGCACCCACACCGGGGAGCGCCCCUACGCCUGUGUCCAGUGCGGCAAGAGCUUCACCCGGUCCAGUCACCUGCUGAUGCACCAGCGCACCCACACUGGGGAGCGGCCCUACACGUGCACCCAAUGCGGCAAGGGCUUCAUCUGCUCCAGCAACCUGCUGGUGCACCAGCGCACCCACACCGGGGAGCGCCCCUACAUCUGCACCCAGUGCGGCAAGGGCUUCACCCGUUCUAGUCACCUGGUGGACCACCAGCGCACCCACACCGGGGAGCGGCCCUACAUCUGCACCCAGUGCGGCAAGGGCUUCACCCGUUCUAGUCACCUGCUGGAGCACCAGCACACCCACACUGGCGAGCGCCCCUACACCUGCGUCCAGUGCGGUAAGGGCUUCACCAGCUCCUCCAAGCUACUGGCCCACCAGCGGGUGCACUCCGGCGACCGUCCCGUUCCCAGCCCGGUGUGUGGAGAGCGCUUUGCCAUGGCCUCCCAUGCCCUGUCUCACCAGCGCGUGCACACCAUUGGCCAGCCCUACGACUGCCCGUACUGUGGUGAG
Molecule: messenger RNA, 2079 nt
Organism: Amblyraja radiata (thorny skate)
Lineage: Eukaryota; Metazoa; Chordata; Chondrichthyes; Rajiformes; Rajidae
Product: zinc finger protein 850-like
Exons: 3
Biological process (GO): regulation of transcription by RNA polymerase II
Molecular function (GO): RNA polymerase II cis-regulatory region sequence-specific DNA binding; DNA-binding transcription factor activity, RNA polymerase II-specific
Source: RefSeq, a predicted model, not a curated record